This is a messenger RNA of Ipomoea triloba (trilobed morning glory), 2487 nucleotides long. RefSeq names its product MDIS1-interacting receptor like kinase 2-like. Gene Ontology annotation, biological process: protein phosphorylation. Gene Ontology annotation, molecular function: protein kinase activity; ATP binding; protein binding. The record is from RefSeq and is a predicted model, not a curated record. The transcript is spliced from 4 exons. NCBI's taxonomy places the organism in Eukaryota, Viridiplantae, Streptophyta, Magnoliopsida, Solanales, Convolvulaceae. Bases 1 to 2487 code for a protein of 828 amino acids.
AUGCGUCUCUAUAGAAAUUGGUUUUCGGAUCCAAUUCCUCAUGAGAUUGGAUAUUUAAAUUCGCUAGUAGAUUUGGAAUUGGACAUGAACAACCUCACGGGUGAAAUUCCUAUUUCUAUAGGGAACUUGCGAAAUUUGAUGAUUCUUCGUCUCCAUACAAAUCAACUUUCAGGUCACAUUCCUCAAGAAAUUGGUUUAUUGACGUCCCUUGUUAGUUUAGAGAUGAGUUUUAAUAAUCUCAUUGGUCAAAUCCCUACUUCAAUUGGAGAUUUGAAAAAUUUAAGGAGGUUGCAUCUCUUCAAAAAUGGACUCUCUGGUAGCAUUCCUGCUACCAUUGGAAAUUUGACGAAUUUGAGGUAUUUGCUCUUAUAUUCUAAUAACCUCACUGGUCAAAUUUCUAUUUCUUUAGGAGGCCUGACAAAUUUAGAAACCAUUUUUCUCUAUAAUAAUGAGCUUUGUGGUCGUAUUCCCGAAGAAAUUGGAUUGUUAUCAUCCCUUGUCGAACUAGAUGUGUCCGCAAAUUAUUUGUUUGGUCAAAUACCUAGUUCAGUUAGAAACUUGACAAAGUUGAAUACGUUUAAUCUAUUUUUGAAUCAACUUAGUGGUCACCUUCCACCAGAACUAAAUAAUGUCAGUGCAAAACUCAUUCUUUUUCAAAUAGGUGGUAAUCAUUUCUCAGGUCCUUUACCAAAGGAUUUAUGUCUUGGCAAGUCACUUACCUAUUUCUCAGUUGUAUACAAUAACUUUAGUGGAAACAUUCCCAAAGGCAUAAAAAAUUGCACAACCCUGGAAAGAGUUAGGCUUGAAUAUAACAAACUCUCUGGAGACAUAUCUGAAGAUUUUGGAAUUUAUCCCAACCUAACUUACAUUGAUUUGAGCUCCAAUAACUUCCAUGGCCAGCUAUCUUCAAACUGGGGUCUUUGUUCAAACCUAGCAGCUUUGAAGAUUUCCAGAAAUAGAAUUUCUGGGAAAAUCCCACCUGAACUUGCAAAUGCAUCCCAUCUAGAAUUUCUUGAUCUCUCCUCCAAUCAACUUGUUGGGAACAUUCCAAAGAGUUUUAGUACUCUACAUUCCUUGGGUGUUUUAAAGUUGGAUGACAACAAACUGUCUGGCAACAUAACAUUAAGAAUUGGGGAACUGUCUUUGCUCACAGAGUUGAACUUGGCUGCAAAUAGGUUUUUUGGUUUCAUUCCAGAGGGCUUAGGAAGUUGUCAAAAGUUAACUGUCUUGAAUUUCAGUCAAAAUAUGUUUGAUGGUAGGAUUCCUUAUGAUAUAGGAAGCUUGCAGUUCCUUCAAACUCUUGAUCUCAGUCAAAACAUGUUAACUAGCAAGCUACCACAACAGUUUGGAGGAUUAAUAUCCUUACAAACCCUAAAUGUUUCACACAAUAAGUUGUCAGGCUCCAUCCCAUCAAGCAUGGCUCAAUGCUUAGGUUUGGUUUCCAUUGAUGUAUCCUAUAAUGAGUUGGAAGGAAUGCUCCCACACAACAAAGCAUUUGAAAAUGCCACAUUUGAAUCCUUAAGAAACAACUCAGGUUUGUGUGGCAACAUUGCUGGUUUGAAGCCAUGUUCUUCUGAAUCUCCUGAAAAGAAGAUAGAUCAAGGUAAGAAAACAACAACUUUGGUCUUAAUCAUAGUGAUACCCAUUGGAGUUAUUGGUGUUGUUGCGAUGGUUGUUGUCAUAUGGUUGAUUCCACUAAGAAGGUGCAUCAAAGAAAUUCCAAGGGCAUCCAGAGAAAAUUUGUUCACAAUAUUGAACUUUGAUGGGAAUAUUGCAUAUGAAAGCAUAGUAGAAGCAACAGACAACUUUGAUUCAAGAUACUGCAUUGGAGUGGGAGGAUCUGGGAGUGUAUUUCGAGCUGAGUUGUCCAAUGGUGAGGUUUUUGCUGUAAAAAAGUUGAAUGAAUCCAUACAAGAAGACGAGUCUCGAGACUUCAAAAGUUUUUCAAAUGAGAUUCGUACUUUAAGUGAGAUGAGACAUAGAAAUGUUGUUAGGCUGUAUGGUUUUUGCUCUCAUGUGCGACAUUCGUUCCUAGUUUAUGAGUACUUAGAAGGUGGAAGCCUGGCGCAAGUAUUGAGCCAUGACGAAAAAUCAAUAGAAUUGGAUUGGAUCAAGAGGGCUCAUAUAUCUGAUUUUGGCACCGCUAGACUCUUGAAUUCUAAUUCAUCGAACUGGACUUCGUUUGCGGGAACAUUUGGCUACGCUGCUCCAGAGUUUGCUUACACAAUGGAGGUGAACGAAAAGUGUGAUGUGUUCAGUUUUGGAGUGGAGGUGUUGGACCCUCGACUUUCAAGUCCUGGGAAACAUGAAGCGGAAGAAUUGGUGUUGAUUGCAAAGAUAGCAUUUGCAUGUCUGAAUUUCAAUCCAGGAUCUCGGCCAACCAUGUUCCAAGUUUCUGCAUUGCUGUCCAAGAAAAUGCAGCCUUCAAAUCUGUUUCCUCAUAUCGCACUUAGCCAAUUGUUUGGUCUUCAAUUUCCCACUGUCUGA